AUGGCGUCUCGCACGCCGCCAUGGCCCUCCUUGAGCAUACUUACCAACCUAGUCCCGCUGAAACGACGGGGAGCGUGGGACGCCGCGUACGGCCUUUCCGCCAACCUCACCGCGCCUCCCCCUGCCGUCCGCCUCCCCGUUUCCCUCGCUGCUGCAGCCUCCGCCAUCACCGCCGCACCCGGCGAUGCUGACGUGGCAGUGGGCGCAGAGGGGCGCGUGAGCGUGCCGCCAGCGCCGCAUCUGGAGGACUGCGCGAGGGUGACGUGGCGGCGGGAGCAGGCGGAGAGGAGAAAGGGGGUUGGGCAAGGCGCAGGGGGGGAAGGGGGAACACCUGCAUGGGCGCAAGUGAAGGAAGGAGGGCAGCAGGGGCCGCUUCCGCCAUGGAUCCGCGGGGCGGACGAGGACAACCUGGCGCUCACGCGCAUCGCCCAGACCGACCUCUGGCUGCACCAGUUCCCCCCCACCUGCUCCUCCCCAUCCUCAUCCCCAUCCGCUCCCCCACGCUUCCUGCUGGUGGAGUGGAAGCACCCGCGCGGGCACGGGCUGGGGUCGCAGCUGCACAUCAUGAGCGCCGCGCUCAGCCUCGCCUUCUUCCACGGCCGCGUCCUCGUGCCCGCACCCGGCUCCUUCUCCCACGCCACGCACAACUCCUGCUCAGGGCCGGACUAUGGUUCCCUCUCCUGCUACUUCUUCCCCCUCACCUCCCUGGCUUGCCAGCAGCAAGCGCUCACCCUGUGGCAGCAGCAGCAGGAGCACGGCCCCUCGCACCCGGUCCCCCCGCCUGACCCCGGGCCAGCACUGAGCGAGCUGCUGCAGUCAGACCUGCCCGUCGUGUUCUUCCCCGGAGUCACUCGCUUCCAGGCCAAGAUGGCCAAAGAGGCCUCCGCUUCCUUCCACUGGGGGACGCCAUGGGUGCAGCGGCAGGUGUCAACGGAGCUGCUGGGGCGGCGCUUUGACGCGGAGGGGCGCUACCUGCAGGUGUCAUGGUGGCGCUCGCAGUCGCUGCGCUUCAUGCUGCGCUGGCCCUCGCGCUACCUCUGCCACCUCCUCAACCGCGCUCGCCACGACACCUAUGGCUACCGCGUCGCCCUUCGCGUGGCUGCCACUCAAACUGCCCUCCUCACUGCCUCGGAUGGCUCUGCUGAGACUCUUUCCAGUGCUGCGGCUGAUGCAGGGGGUGAUGGUGCGGGCGGGAUGAUGGAUGGUGGUGUUGGGAGACAGCCGUUUAUCUUUCGGCCGAUAGUGAGCAUGCAUGUGCGGCAGGGAGACAAGGGCCAUGAGAUGCUGCUCUUCUCGCUUGCCUCGUAUGUGUAUCUGGGCCAUCGUCUGCGCCUGCAUGUUCCAAACCUCAAGCACGUGUGGCUCAGCACAGAAAUGCAGACUGUUGUUGAUGAAGCAGUGUCCCGCUUCCGCGACUGGAUCUUCCUCUUUACCAAGGUGCAGAGGCAAACAGGAAACAAGUUCUUCUAUUCGUAUGAGCAGUCAGCAGGCCCUGGCGCAGUAACUGCAGCCAGCUUUGUUAACCUUAUAAUAGCAUCAGAAUGUGAUUUUUUUGUUGGAGCUCUAGCUUCCAAUUGGAACAGGCUCAUCAAUGAGCUUAGGCUCACAAAUGGACGGUAUCGAUCAGGUUAUCUUGCCCUCAAUCAUGCAGAGUGCGUCAAGGAACAGUCUGUCAACAACCCUCUCGGGUUGAUGAGACGUAGCUUCACAUGCAACCUGCUACCAAGCGAGGAAGAAGUCAUACUUUCUGCCAGACAUGAAGUCACGGAGUCUGCUUCUGCAGAACGCGCCUAUGGUUUGAAGCCAGUAUCUGACCAGCUGCUUCCGCGUUCCACGUCGGUACUGGAGUGGCCUGUCGUUCGGUCAGGACAUGGAUCUGAUCAGGGUCCGAGGAAGAACAUGGAAGAUGCGCAUGUGAUGGUUGAUGACCUGACGAAGUCGUUUGGUGAUUUGUCGUUCUCGCGACGGGGAUCUUUUUACGGUGUGUUUGAUGGGCAUGGUGGUGACGCUGCUGCGAAAUUCGUGAGCAGUCAGUUGCUAGGGAACAUUCUUAGCGAUCCGUCUUUCCCAGAUCAAGUAGGACAAGCAAUCUGCAAUGCGUUCAUGCGUACCGACCGAGAGCUGGAGAUGGCGCAUACUCUGGCCAGCGAGCCAAUGGAAUCAGGGACAACCGCGCUGGCAGUUCUGCUUUUGGGAAAGGCUCUGUACGUCGCAAAUGCUGGUGAUUGCCGAGCUGUGCUGUGUCGGCGAGGAAAAGUAGUGGAGCUAAGCAGGGACCACCGUCCGUCCUGUCAGUUAGAGAGGGAGCGGGUGCACCUGGCGGGCGGCUUUAUUGUCGAAGACUAUCUUAACGAUCAACUUGCUGUAACGAGAGCUCUCGGCGACUGGCAUUUGCAGGGCAUGAAGAACAGGGCAGCAGAUGGGGAAACAGUGGUGGGUCCGCUUAUAGCGGAGCCUGAGCUACGUGAGGCAGAGCUGACGGAGGAGGAUGAGUUUCUUGUGAUUGGGUGUGAUGGUCUCUGGGAUGCGUUCCGCCACAGUCAUGAGGUGGUUUCCUUUGCUCGAAAGAGACUGCGUGUUCACAACAACCCUCAGCAAUGCUCACAGGAACUGGUGCAGGAGGCCAUUCGGAGAGAUUCUGGUGACAACGUGACAGUCAAGGAGCUUCUCUGCCAACGAGCUUCAAUCCUCUUAGGGAUGUACAUUUCAAUGUAUUGCAUUUUCCACGACUACAACCUCCAUGUGAUAUAUCGGCAUUUUUUUGCCAGCAAGACCCGUGAUGCCCUUGCCCGCCUAGCUAUUCGCAACCACCUGCCUAUCUCCGAGCGCGCACACUUCAACCAGCUUAAGACUGCUAAGGACUUGUUUGACGCUGUAGUUGCCCGCUAUUCCGCCCCAGCCACUGCCGCCGUUGGUAGCCUCAUCCUACCCUACCUUUUCCCCGACCUCGCCUCGUUUUCCACUGCUGCAGACCUCAUCUCUCACCUCCGCACUAGUGACGCUCGCUUUCGUGCCGCUCUCUCUGACGAGUUCCUCGCCGAGAACAAACCCCCCCUGUACUUUACCCUCUACAUCCUAGUCACCCGCCUUCCCGACACGCUCCGUUCCGUUAGGGACUAUUUCCUCGCUAAAGAUCCUCCCACCAUCACCCUAGAUGACUUCGAGCAGCAGCUAGUUGCAGCUGAGAAGAACAUUCUUGCUGUGAAUGCUGCUCGUGGCACUCCCCGCACUCCCCUCUUUGAGGGAUGCUCCCCCUCCCCUCUUACCCCCUCCUAUGCCUCUGCUGCUGCUGCUGUUGACCUUCUCGGCGCUGAAAAGGUCCACGCCGCUUCUACUCUUGGUGGGAAGCGCGGCGGAGGCAAGGGGGGCAAGGGGGGCAGGGGUGGCGGAGGUGGCGGCGGUGGGGGCGGUGGUGGAGGUGGCGGGGGUGGCGGAGGUGGUGAGGGUGGCCGUGGGGGUGGAGGUGGUGGGUGGGGUGGUGGCAGGUUCGGGGGCGGUGGUGGCGGCAGCGGAGGUGGUGGGGGAGGAGGCAGCGGCACUGGUGGUGGAGGUGGGGGUGGGGGUGGCUAUGGCCAGAAGGGUGGCGCUGGUGGCGGCCAGCAGCAGCAGCAGCAGCAGCAGCCGCAGGAGCAGCAGCAGCAGCAGCAGUAG
This is a messenger RNA of Closterium sp. Yama58-4, 3651 nucleotides long. The record is from the annotation of a GenBank genome assembly. Lineage: Eukaryota; Viridiplantae; Streptophyta; Zygnematophyceae; Desmidiales; Closteriaceae.